UAUGGUGAGCAGAAGCAGGGGAAUGCUUCUGCUUAUAUGGGUGAAUUAUUCAGAAAGUUUCUCAUUUUUUAUCAGUGAGCGAAAUAAUUUGAUUUGAUUGAUUUUGGUUCUGUUCCUACAAGGCUGCAUGCAGGUUAUCAUACCUGUCCCAUUAAUAUUCACAAGCCUGAACAAUUUGCAUUUUCCUAUCUGUUUUUUUAACAAAAGAAUCGUCAAGGUUGUUCAAAGUAUAUAUUCACCUGCAGUCCGAUUAAAAAAGGCAGUUGCCUGUUGAGUCAAAAAUCUACUUUUGACAUUGGAACUCUAUAAAUAAUUUGACCAAGCUAGCCAUCCUUUAUCAAGAUAUUAAUUUUGCAGUCUUUACAUCAGUCAAUCGUAUUUAAAUAUUUUCUUGACAAUCGAAGGCUAUUUACUCAACAGCAACAUAGUUAACCAGCUUUAGCAAUGUUGAUAAACUGCAACUGUUGUCUGUGCAAGCGGUUUCCUGUGGGAAUGACACAGCAUCAAAAAGUAAUUGCUUUGCAAUUUUUUUAAUCUGACAUUAUUUAGCUGCUGCUGAGGACAUUUGCACAACGUUUUGACAUAUAUCUAUUAAUUGCCCUAGACAAAAUACUGGUCUCACAAAGUCAAUGUGAUGUAUUUUUGGUUGAGAAGAAUUCUAGAUGUCUAGUUAAACACCACCCACCCAAAAAGCCUUCUGUGUUGAUUUGUCUAAUUACCAAAGAUAACCCAACAUGUUGAAACAGUAUGUUUGUCUGCAGGGUGCUCCUCUGAGAGGUUUAUUUAGGCUGAGCAGUCUGGACCACUACCCAUAAUACACCUGCAGACACACCUGUAUCGGAAAGUAUAAAGAGCCUGGACUGAGCUGAGUCCAACAUCGACCUUCAAGGAGUCUCCCCACAUCAGCUCCACAGCCACCAGCCCCAACGUGAAGAUGACUCCCACUGCCAGCCUGCUGCUGCUCCUGCUCGGCCUCUCAGAAGCAUAUCCUCUCAUUGAUGAAGAAAGCAAAACAAAUGACAAAAUGGACGAGGAUGACAGAGUCGAUAUCAGCACCAGGAUUCUGAACUCCAACAACGGCACCAAUGAGAUGCUGCUGGAAGGAGACUUGUUGGUUCCCACUACCAGAAAUGCAAUGAAGUGCUUUUCCCAGCAGUGCCUCUGGAAGAAAGGCUCCGACGGCCUGGUGACGAUUCCCUUCAUCAUCAGCAGUGAGUUCACCGGCGCGGAGAGGCAGGUGAUCGACACCGCCUUGAAGUCCUUCCACAGCAGGACCUGCAUCCGCUUUGUCCCCCGUGGUUACGAAAACGACCACAUAAGCAUUGAGAACAGAGAUGGAUGCUUCUCUUCUCUGGGCAGAAUAGGUGGUAAACAGGUAGUCUCUAUCAACAGACAGGGCUGCGUCUACCACGGCAUCGUCCAGCAUGAGGUCAACCACGCCCUGGGCUUCAAUCACGAGCAGUGCAGGAGCGACCGUGAUAGCUACGUCCGGAUCAACUGGGAGAACAUCAACCCUCAGAAUGCCUACAACUUUCAGAAACUGGACACCAACAACCUGAACACUCCCUACGACUACUCCUCCAUCAUGCACUAUGGAAGAACCGCCUUUUCUAUGAAUGGGGGAGACUCCAUCACUCCCAUCCCCAACGCAAGCGCCCAGAUCGGCCAGAGAUUCGACAUGUCCUCCUGGGAUAUUAAGAGAAUCAACAUCCUUUAUGGGUGCUAAUAACAAAGCUUCCAAUCCGUUUUGAUCCAAAGUCAUCAACCAGCAAAACAAUACAAACGUUUUCCAGUAAUCUCUACUUCAUUGAAAACAACAAGAAGCAACCAUCAGCAACUGUAGAUUUGACUUCCUGUGAC
Pungitius pungitius (ninespine stickleback) is the source of this 1860-nucleotide messenger RNA. Its product is annotated as high choriolytic enzyme 1-like. Lineage: Eukaryota; Metazoa; Chordata; Actinopteri; Perciformes; Gasterosteidae. The transcript has a single exon. The record is from RefSeq and is a predicted model, not a curated record. Gene Ontology annotation, biological process: proteolysis. Bases 935 to 1726 code for a protein of 263 amino acids. Gene Ontology annotation, molecular function: zinc ion binding; metalloendopeptidase activity.